Molecule: messenger RNA, 727 nt
Organism: Aspergillus japonicus CBS 114.51
Lineage: Eukaryota; Fungi; Ascomycota; Eurotiomycetes; Eurotiales; Aspergillaceae
Product: ORMDL family protein
Exons: 3
Coding region: 97-636 (179 amino acids)
Biological process (GO): ceramide metabolic process; intracellular sphingolipid homeostasis; negative regulation of ceramide biosynthetic process
Cellular component (GO): endoplasmic reticulum membrane
Source: RefSeq, a predicted model, not a curated record
AAUACCGCCAAAGUGUCUUCUCUACUCGUUCCCCGUGCCAUCUCCUUCCCUCCGGAAGUCGACACUGGCCGACAUCGGCUGACUCCGGACUCCAAUAUGUCUUCAGGCAAGGCUGGGCGGAGGAGACGGUCGAGCAGUAUCAUUUAUCAGGAGCCUCCCGAGUCCAUCGAGCGGACCAGCGACCAGGCUGCCCUCCCCAAUCUGAACGCAAAUUGGGUCAAUGCUAAGGGUGCCUGGACCAUUCACUUCGUCUUGAUCGUGGCUCUGAAGAUCCUCUUCGACAUCAUUCCUGGCGUCUCGCAAGAAACCUCCUGGACGCUCACCAACAUCAGCUAUAUGUUCGGCUCUUUCCUCAUGUUUCACUGGGUGCGGGGCAUCCCUUUUGAGUUCAACGCCGGGGCGUACGACAACCUCAACAUGUGGGAGCAGAUUGACAACGGCGACCAAUACACGCCGACCAAGAAGUUCCUGCUCUGCGUGCCCAUCUGCCUUUUCCUUCUCAGCACGCAUUACACCCACUACGACCUGACGUAUUUCACCAUCAACUUCCUUGCUACGUUGGGGGUGGUUAUCCCGAAGUUGCCGUUUUCGCACCGUUUGCGAAUAGGUCUCUUCUCUGACAUUCCCGAGGAGUAGUCGCUCGCUGCUCCGGCUCAUCGAAUUUCCUUAUUUUAAUCCAACUCACAUGUUCUCAUUUUCCAGACUUGUCCUCCUUCCUAUCUUUUUU